This is a messenger RNA of Wallemia mellicola CBS 633.66, 2742 nucleotides long. RefSeq names its product kinase-like protein. Bases 45 to 2735 code for a protein of 896 amino acids. The transcript is spliced from 4 exons. The record is from RefSeq and is a predicted model, not a curated record. Gene Ontology annotation, biological process: protein phosphorylation. Gene Ontology annotation, molecular function: ATP binding; protein serine/threonine kinase activity. Lineage: Eukaryota; Fungi; Basidiomycota; Wallemiomycetes; Wallemiales; Wallemiaceae.
AUAAACUGAAACUUACGCUUUGAGUCUUUAAUAAUACUAUCAAGAUGCUGGAAGAGCAUUGGUCAAUAAAAGUUAUAGAGCCUCCUUCAAAGAGGAAUAAAGUUGUUUAUACCCUCUACUGCAAAACACCAACGCAGUCUCUGACGCUGAUCAGAUCGGCAUCCACGAUCCGCAAUUUAGAUGAAGCUCUACAUGACAAGUUACCUGAUGCUCAGAUACCCGUUUUACCAGUCUCACUUCAUUCAAAUAGUAGACGCAGGUCAUUCCUUACAACUAUCACCAAAUUCGCAUCCAACCCGUCAACUCCUUCAAAACCCAAGCAUUCGAUUCAGCCACCAAUGAGUCCACCUCCAAACGUUUCAUCCGCACCGGCUAAUGAACUCUUGUCAAAUUAUUUGACAGAAUUAGCCAAUGACGAAAGAGUACGCGCACAAGUAGCGUGGAAACGCUUCACGAGAGUUAGGCCAGAUGAUUUACAAUCUAACCGUAUAGAUAGAAGAAGAAGUCAGCGUUUAAAUUCCACUUCGGCACUUUCCAACAACAUUAUACCAUCAAUUAAAGAGGAACAAAGUGAGACAGCUUUACCAGGUAUUAAUAAAAAUGCAGACUCUAAAGAUUUUGCUUCAAUCCUUAGCCAACUUGACAAAGCACUAGAUAAUUCAACCUUCGAUAAAAAUUUAGACACCACACAAAAAGAAGAAUUUAUUAAUGAAACCGACAAACCAGUAACCUCAGAUGAGAUUGUUAAAUCGGCGUCAUUUAAUGACAGUCUUGUUAAAUCACACGAGCUGUUCCAAUCCGAACCAAAUCUUCAGUCAAUAAGGAGUGAAAACAAAGAAAAGACAACUCGUAAAGUUAUACGUAAAAAGCAAGCAAAGGUCAAAAUUCAAGAUUUUGAGAUGAUGAGAGUACUCGGUAAAGGAUGUGCAGGUAAAGUUUUAUUAGUUAAGCACAAAUCAAAUGGCGGAUACUUUGCUAUGAAAGCUAUUCAUAAAAGACACGUUUUAGCACAUCAAGAGUUAUUACACACUCUCACAGAGCAAACAGUUCUUAAACGUAUGACUAGAGAUGUCUUAAAUCCAUUCAUAGUACAACUACACUAUUCAUUCCAUGAUGAGAGUGAUUUAUUCCUUGCAAUGGAUUUCCAUCCCGGUGGAGAUUUAGCAACUCAACUUUCUAGAUGGGGCCGCUUAGGACGUGACAGAGCUAGAUUCUAUGCGGCUGAAAUUGUCGAAGGUGUUGAAGGUCUUCACGCCGCUGGUGUAAUUUAUCGUGAUCUCAAGCCUGAAAACAUCUUAAUUGCAUCAGAUGGUCACAUUGUGUUAACAGACUUCGGUUUAUCAAAACAAUUCCCUAGACCAGAAGGACCAAUAAAGGUAUUGCCGGAAUGGAUGACCACUACAGCAUCAUCAACACCAAAUAUAGAUCCGAAAGAUGCGACUAGCAGCUUUUGUGGUACGGCAGAAUACCUUGCACCUGAAGUAAUUCAAGGAUUACCAUAUUCCUAUGAAGUUGAUUGGUGGUCACUUGGUACAAUGUUAUAUGAAAUGCUUGCAGGCAUUACGCCAUUUUGGGCAUCAAAUCACUCGGAUAUGUAUGUGCGCGUACUUCAUGAUGACUUAGAUUUUGGCGAUGAAAGAUAUAUGGACCAAGAUACCAAAUCUUUAUUAAGAGGACUUCUUCAAAAGAACCCAGCAUUACGUUUAUGCGAACCACGUAUCAAGCGCCAUCCAUACUUUGGUAUGCUUGAUUGGGGCCAUAUAGCAGCAAAACGUUAUAUACCACCAUAUAUACCACCUACGAAUCCGAAUGAUGAUUUAGACACGCAAAACUUUGACGAAACUUUUCUUGAUAUGGAGCCAGUCAUCGAUGAUGACGAUCUAAAUGCCAGUAAUAUCGAUCCUGAAAGGGCUGCUGUUGCAGAUCAAGCAAUUAGAGAUGCAGAUGCUAAUAAUCAAGAUUUGUUUGAUAAAUACAGUUAUAGAAGAUUGAAUGAGGAUGGUAACUCCAUUAUGUAUGAAGAACAUGAGGAAGUUGAUAACGAGGAAACAAAUGAUGACAUGAUUGAGAAGCUAGAUGGUGUUGUUGAAGAGAACCUCACAGAGCAAUUACAAACAGAACCAGAGCAGCAAACAGAACCAAAACGAGAGUCUGAACCAAAACCAGAAUCACAACCUCCAUUAACAGAGAAACCAACUGAAACAGCUAGACCUACGUCACCCCCACUCUCGCUCCCUGAAAAGAGUGACAUUCGACAAGAAACUAAUGGAAUCAAGAAGCGUAGACGUGAAAAGUCGGGUGUAAUGGCAUUUGAUAAGCCCUUUAUGUCAUCAGCUUCAUCGAUCGCAGAUGAGGAAGACGUCACCGAUGAUAAUGAUAAUGAUGAAGAGGACGAGUGGGAUAUGGUCGAUUUAGACACGCCAAUGGCGCCUAAUGGGCAUAGAAUUAAUCCAUCAACCUUGUUUGCGAAGGGUGUUACUGAUAAAUACAAACUGAUAUUACGUAGACAGAAUUCAACAAUCAACAAUACAGUAGAGCAUCAAGCUGAUAAUUCAGAGAGCAAGAAGUCUGUUGGAUUAUCGCUAUCUAACACGCUCAAUUUAAAAAAGAAAAGAGGAUUUCUUUCGAAAUCCCGUCCAAACUCGCCAAAUAAAGGAAGUUCCUCUGAUGGAGAGUACCAAAAUGAUGAGAACAAAAGAGAUUUGAAGGAUUUAUUCAAUUUAUUUAAGAUGUAAUAUACCC